Equus quagga is the source of this 3770-nucleotide messenger RNA. It is a transcript of the gene DGKI, whose product is annotated as diacylglycerol kinase iota. The transcript is spliced from 33 exons. Gene Ontology annotation, biological process: regulation of synaptic transmission, glutamatergic; lipid phosphorylation; diacylglycerol metabolic process. Gene Ontology annotation, cellular component: nucleus. Lineage: Eukaryota; Metazoa; Chordata; Mammalia; Perissodactyla; Equidae. The record is from RefSeq and is a predicted model, not a curated record. Gene Ontology annotation, molecular function: ATP-dependent diacylglycerol kinase activity; protein binding. Bases 1 to 3174 code for a protein of 1057 amino acids.
AUGGAUGCUGCGGGAAGGGGCUGCCAUUUGCUGCCCCUGCCAGUGGCGCGCGGACCCGCCGGCUCUCCUGCAGCGGCGGCCGCCAGCGCCGUCAGCCGGCCCGGCCUCUGCGGCGCCGCCGCCUCGCCUCCCUCCGCGGCCGCAGGAGCGGUCGCCAUGAACCCCAGUUCCUCGGCGGGCGAGGAGAAGGGGGCGACAGGCGGCAGCAGCAGCGGCGGAAGCGGAGCCGGGAGCUGCUGCCUGGGCGCCGAGGGCGGCGCGGACCCGCGGGGCGCGGGGGCAGCGGCGGCGGCCGGGGCCGCUGCCCUGGAAGAGCCCGCGGCCGCCGGCCCGAAGGAGAAGGACGAGGCGCUGGAGGAGAAGCUGAGGAACUUAACUUUCCGGAAGCAGGUCUCUUACAGGAAAGCCAUCUCCCGGGCAGGCCUGCAGCACCUGGCUCCCGCGCAUCCCCUCAGCCUUCCUGUGGCAAACGGUCCAGCCAAGGAGCCCAGAGCGACUCUGGACUGGAGUGAGAAUGCCGUGAAUGGAGAGCACCUGUGGCUGGAGACUAACGUCUCAGGAGACCUGUGCUACCUGGGAGAGGAGAACUGCCAAGUCAGAUUUGCAAAAUCGGCUCUCAGGAGGAAGUGUGCGGUCUGUAAGAUCGUGGUCCACACCGCCUGCAUUGAACAGCUAGAAAAGAUUAAUUUCAGAUGUAAACCAACAUUUCGAGAAGGGGGCUCAAGAUCGCCAAGAGAAAAUUUUGUGCGUCAUCACUGGGUGCACAGGCGUCGACAGGAGGGGAAAUGUAAGCAGUGUGGUAAGGGCUUCCAGCAAAAGUUCUCCUUCCACAGUAAAGAGAUUGUGGCUAUCAGCUGUUCCUGGUGCAAGCAGGCGUUUCACAAUAAGGUGACCUGCUUCAUGCUGCAUCACAUUGAGGAACCCUGCUCCCUGGGGGCUCAUGCUGCUGUUAUUGUCCCACCCACCUGGAUCAUUAAGGUGAAGAAACCUCAGAACUCCCUGAAGGCUUCAAAUCGGAAGAAGAAGAGAACAAGCUUUAAAAGAAAAGCCAGUAAAAGAGGAACUGAACAGGAAAACAAAGGUCGUCCUUUUGUAAUAAAACCUAUCUCUUCUCCUCUCAUGAAACCCUUGCUUGUGUUUGUGAACCCCAAGAGUGGAGGCAACCAGGGAACCAAAGUCCUGCAGAUGUUCAUGUGGUACCUGAAUCCACGGCAAGUCUUUGAUCUUUCACAGGAAGGGCCAAAAGAUGCGCUUGAGUUGUAUAGGAAAGUACCAAAUCUGCGAAUUCUGGCCUGUGGUGGGGAUGGAACGGUGGGCUGGAUCCUUUCUAUUCUGGAUGAACUGCAGCUGAGCCCUCAGCCUCCUGUCGGGGUCCUUCCUCUGGGCACCGGGAAUGACCUGGCUCGAACUCUCAACUGGGGAGGGGGCUACACUGAUGAACCUGUUUCUAAGAUCCUUUGCCAAGUAGAAGAUGGGACAAUUGUACAGCUAGAUCGCUGGAAUCUCCAUGUGGAAAGAAACCCAGACUUGCCUCCUGAAGAACUUGAAGAUGGCGUAUGUAAGCUUCCUCUGAAUGUUUUCAAUAAUUACUUCAGCCUUGGAUUUGAUGCCCACGUCACACUGGAGUUCCAUGAAUCCAGAGAAGCAAAUCCAGAGAAAUUCAACAGUCGUUUUCGAAAUAAAAUGUUCUAUGCAGGGGCAGCUUUUUCUGAUUUCCUACAGAGAAGCUCUAGAGAUCUUUCCAAACAUGUUAAAGUUGUCUGUGAUGGAACAGAUCUCACUCCAAAGAUUCAGGAACUCAAGUUCCAGUGUAUAGUAUUUUUAAAUAUACCCAGAUAUUGUGCUGGCACAAUGCCCUGGGGGAACCCAGGAGAUCACCAUGAUUUUGAACCUCAGCGUCAUGAUGAUGGUUAUAUUGAAGUCAUUGGAUUCACCAUGGCCUCCUUGGCAGCCCUGCAAGUUGGAGGCCAUGGAGAAAGGCUGCACCAAUGUCGGGAGGUCAUGCUGCUAACUUACAAAUCCAUCCCCAUGCAAGUGGAUGGGGAGCCCUGUAGGUUGGCCCCAGCCAUGAUUCGGAUCUCCUUGAGGAAUCAGGCCAACAUGGUACAGAAGAGCAAGAGGAGAACAUCCAUGCCUUUACUCAAUGAUCCCCAGUCUGUCCCAGACCGCCUGAGGAUCCGGGUGAACAAAAUCGGUUUACAAGACUAUGAAGGAUUCCACUAUGACAAAGAGAAACUCCGGGAAGCUUCCAUCCCUCUGGGUAUUCUAGUGGUGCGUGGAGACUGUGAUUUGGAGACUUGCCGUAUGUACAUAGAUCGCCUACAGGAGGACCUGCAGUCAGUUUCUUCUGGCUCCCAGAGAGUUCAUUACCAGGACCAUGAAACCUCCUUCCCCAGGGCUCUCUCAGCCCAGAGGCUCUCCCCACGGUGGUGCUUUCUAGAUGCAACUUCUGCUGAUCGCUUUUAUCGAAUAGACAGAUCUCAGGAACAUUUGCACUUUGUGAUGGAGAUUUCCCAAGAUGAGAUUUUUAUUCUGGACCCAGAUAUGGUGUUGUCACAGCAAGCAGGGACGCCUCCGGGAAUGCCUGAUCUGGUGGUGGAGCAAGCCUCGGGAAUGUCAGACUGGUGGAAUCCUGCCCUGAGGAAACGCAUGCUGAGUGAUAGUGGGCUGGGAAUGAUAACUCCGCAUUAUGAGGACUCAGACUUGAAAGAUCUCAGCCACUCCCGUGUGCUACAGUCCCCAGUCUCUUCAGAAGAUCACGCAAUUUUGCAGGCAGUAAUAGCUGGUGAUCUUAUGAAGCUAAUAGAAAGCUAUAAAAAUGGAGGCAGUCUGCUAAUUCAGGGACCAGACCACUGUUCACUCCUUCACUACGCAGCUAAAACCGGCAAUGGAGAGAUCGUGAAGUACAUCCUUGACCACGGACCUUCCGAGUUAUUGGAUAUGGCAGACAGUGAAACGGGUGAGACUGCACUGCACAAGGCUGCCUGCCAGCGGAACCGGGCUGUGUGCCAGCUUCUCGUGGACGCAGGAGCAUCUCUGAGAAAGACGGACUCCAAGGGCAAGACACCUCAAGACAGAGCACAGCAGGCUGGAGACCCAGAUUUGGCUGCUUACUUAGAAAGCCGCCUGAACUAUAAGAUCAUUGGCCAUGAGGACCUGGAAACUGCUGUUUGACCCUGAUAGACGGGCGAUGAGAACCUGUGCGAGCAUAUCACCUGUGCCCUCCCAGCGAUCGGGCAGCUCCCCUGGAAGAAGCCGAUGGAAACCAUAAGUCUGUCUCCUGCAAGAAUCUAUCUGAGACCAUGCCACCAAUUUUAAGGGCUCCCAAGAUGUACAAGAGAACAGAUAGCCCACUGACGAUGAGGCAGAAUAUCUGGAUGUGUGGAAUACGAGUUCCACGAAAUUUGGUCCUUAUUGCUUCCAGCAAGUAGCAUGAACUUCUGUGUUCACCUGUAUAAUUUAUUUUAAAGAUUCAAAGGAUGUUUGUAUAAAUGGCACUGCUCCCUCCUCCCUCUCUGCAUUCAUCUUUCCCCUGUACUGCACAAUUCCACUGUGAUAACCCAUCAAUUGAAAAAAUAUGAUAUGAUCUGUUCUCUUUACAUGCAGUCUUUGAAGACCACAAGACUAUCUGAAGGUCUUUUAAAACCCUCUGGAUGUCCUGCAGAAAUAUAACUGUAAAACCGCUUCCAUUUCCAAGACUAAAUAUACCAUGACUACUUAGUGACUUUUUGCAUGCCUCCUCCCCUCCCCUAUCCCUUUUCAUUAUAUAG